AUGGGAUCGGUAAAUUUGGCGCACGCAUUGGCGCAAUGGGUACUCGCCGCGGGCAUUUCCGAUCAGCACCAGUAUGAGGACAUGGUGUGGAACAAGACCAAGGAUGUAAUGAAGGAAUUUGUGGACUACAUGAACACUGAGGACAUAACAUCGUAUGCAGCGAACUGUGAUAACACAGGAUGGGAGCACUACGCGUAUAAGAAGGGUGAAAAAUUAGUAACACAGACAGUCGGAGAUAGAAUUGUAUGCGUACUUAUGGUAGGGGCCUUAUUUUUCAUGAAUUGGGGGAAUACUACAGCAUCGAGUAAGCACAAAGAAGAUGAGAACAGUGCAAAAAUAACGGAGCACUUACGAUGCAUAAUAGUACAUAUGUUCGGCGAAAUAUUAAACGAAUCCGUGUGCAGAAGUAGGUGGGGUAUAUUUUAUGCAUGGAAACAAAUGGAAGAAAUGGACAGUGGGAAGGAAAGUUUUUCGGCAGGAUUAAUAAACCAGGGGACAUGUGGUAGAGAAAUAUUUCCGGAUUUGAAAACACCGAAUCUUAAGUUAAAUGUACAAGUCAAGAAAUGGUUAGCGGAGAACAGCAGACUAGAGAGACGGCUUAAACAAGUGAAGGGGACUAACACAUGUAAGACAACAUGGCAGAAGGAAUGGAAAAUAGCGGAUUUCUUGAACAAUGAGAAGAUGGAGAAUAAGCACAACUUGGAAGUUACUAGCAUGGUGCGCGACGUGAAGGAGGCCAUGAAGGAAAUAUUAGAGGAACUUGAGAAACACGUAGAGCGCGGCGUAGAACAGAGGGAAGAGGCGAAGCGAGCGCAGUUAGGUAAGGCAUGGCAUGUUCCGCCAGAAUUAGACAGAUUAGAACACAUCAGGAAAGAUAAGUAA
Molecule: messenger RNA, 882 nt
Organism: Plasmodium fragile
Lineage: Eukaryota; Apicomplexa; Aconoidasida; Haemosporida; Plasmodiidae
Exons: 2
Coding region: 1-882 (293 amino acids)
Source: RefSeq, a predicted model, not a curated record